CCACCAACUAUGGAAUUGAAAGCCAACUGUGAUAGUGAUAGAGCUUUUGUUUGGAACACACCAGCUGAUUUUGCAGACGAGGAGCCGAAAGCUGAAACUUUAGCCAUCAGGUUUGCUAAUGCUGAAAAUGCAAAGAAGUUCAAAACAGCUUUUGAAGAUUGUCAGCAGUCGCUGUCCAAUGCAGAAGAAAAGAAAGAUAAAGAAAAACCUGCUGAAGAAGAAGAGAAACCAGUUGGCGAUGCCGACACGGUUGCCGAAAAAUUAGGAGAAAUGACGGUGAAAGAUGGAAAUAAAGGAGAUGAACCCAAUAAUGAUACAAGUAAAGUACAAAAUGGCGAUUCAAACGUGUCAAGUAAGGACGAAACGAAGGAGAAGGAAAAGUGAAAAUAAAUAUGCACCUAUCAAAUGGACGUCAAUCGUUAUUAUCUGAUGCCGUUCAUUAACCAACCAGGCGUUAAUUAGCUGACUUGCUGAAGCACUUGGCUUUACAUUAGCUGUAAAGAUGGUUAAAUUAACCAGGUCUUAAAUGGAAAAACUUUAGGAAUACGUUGUUGGAUACAGAAGGAAUAUUUCAUUCCAAAUUAUUCUGGAUACCAUCUGAGUAACUAUGACUUUUCAUGCUUUUAAAAUUAAAUUAAGGAGAAUUAUCACUGAACGUCAUCAUCAAAACAGUAGAUCAGUACGUUGAUAGGCUGUGUAUGGGCUAAUGCUAAGGUGUACAGUGUAACAAGCAACAUGUGUAGACUAUAAAUAAUAAGGAUUGAGCAUGAUUGAAACCAGUGAUGCAUAACAGUGUUGUUAUUAUUAUAGUGAUAAUCAUAUUAGGAAUGAUGUUGUCAUAUUAAUAAUAAGUGUCAUAUUAGGGACAUCAUGAUGUUAUGACAGUGUCAUUUAAGGUUUUCAUUACAGUCAUCUUGUAAGAAUGGGUUAUGUUGAUGUCAUAUUACCAAUAAUGUCAUUUUUGAUGAUGUCAUAAGCAAGCAUGCAUGAAGAGCUUGAUUUGUAACUAGGUAGCUGAUUGAUAUUACCUUAAGCUUAAGUAUGUUCUGCGAUGUGUGUGUGUAAGCAUGUGUGACGACGGUUUGGAUGGGUGACGACUGUAUGUAUGGGUGAUAAGGGACUGGGUGACAACAAGUUAGGGUGGUGUGCGGGCAACCAAUAUCAAAUUGUAGGUACAAUAAACACAAUGUCCAUAAUCGGAGUAUCUAAUAAACAGUUGAUUAAAUCUAUAAUUUCUUUGAUAAAUGUUGACAAUGGUACAAGGUUUACGUUCCUCGUAAAUUUCAACUUGCUGUUAAACGCUAGGUGGCAGCAACAGGCUUCUGACUAACACAUUAAGAUGCUACAAUUUUGUUGCAUGCUUACCUUUUUAUUUCAUGAUUAACUUUAAUUUAAAGAAAGGCUUUCAUUCAUAUGUUUUUAAGAGCUUUUUUAAAAAGUACUGUACAUUUAUAUUUUUAAAAGGGUUAACUUCAAAGAAUAAUUCACCAUACAAUAUAACAAGGAGGAUAGAUCCAUUUUUCACAAAUGUACCAUUCAGUGUUUUUUUUUCUCCUAAAAUAUGAACUUAUUUUUAAAGGUGUACCAUCUGUGAUAAGCUAAAAAGGAUCACUUGAAAAUCAAAAUUUAAUGUUUAAGUUGUUUUAUACGGUAUAUGAAGUAAAGUUUGCAUUGAAAAUAAGAAGUAGAACAAAUUUGAACAUAUGUAAUUUCUACAGUAUAAUACAAUAUUUUUCAUUAAAAUUUAAAAUAACUUGUGUGAUAAUUUUUAAUGAGAAAUUAGUUGCAAGUUUUUAAAAUUUAAUCACAGAUGGUAUAUUUUUAAUGGCAAAAGCAGGCAUGAUUAAUAAGUUUCCUUUCAAGUCCUAUCACUGUUUAUUAGUACUUCUGGCUAAGAUUGAAUGAACAAAAUUGGACCAUGUUUAUGUGAAUGAGUGAUUUCAUAGUAAAAACAAAAGGGGACCCAAAUUAUUUUUGAAGCUAAGCAUUUACUAACCAAGAGAUUUCAUAGAUCAUUUGGUCUCUUGCUUAAAAAUAUUAAAAUGAAUUGGAAUGAAAACCAAUGCUUAACUAUGUAUUAAAGGUUUAGUGUAUUUUAUUCACUAAAUACACUAAGCUAUGCAUUCUUAGUUAAGCAUAAGGUUUAUCGUAAUUUAUUCACUGAAAUUUGAGCACAUUUGAACAAUGUGUAAAUGCUAUUGUGUAUGUAACAGUAUUUAUAUAACGUAUGCACACAACAAAUGUGGUUAAGUUUUUUUAACCACAGAUGUACUGUAAUUUAAAUAUUUCACCAUAGUUAUUGUGUUGUCAAAAUAAAUCCUAAAUGCUAGCAA
This is a messenger RNA of Anneissia japonica, 2333 nucleotides long. Its product is annotated as ran-specific GTPase-activating protein-like. NCBI's taxonomy places the organism in Eukaryota, Metazoa, Echinodermata, Crinoidea, Comatulida, Comatulidae. The transcript is spliced from 3 exons. Gene Ontology annotation, biological process: intracellular transport. Gene Ontology annotation, molecular function: GTPase activator activity. Gene Ontology annotation, cellular component: nuclear pore; cytoplasm. The coding region runs from base 10 to 384 and encodes 124 amino acids. The record is from RefSeq and is a predicted model, not a curated record.